AUGGCUAUUGAUACCUCGAAGCUUGAGUCUUUUAAUGACACGUCAGUAGGUAAUCUUCUUGGUAGCUUAAGCAAGGUUUAUUCAAAUAACAACCUUCUUUUACUUGAUAGAUCGCUAUCACCACUCGUCAAUUUUUUGACGCCAUUCCUGAAAUUGAAAGAAGCAGGGAAGUUUGACAAGUUGACAUGGAUCGAUGAAGCUCAGAAUAAUGAGUUGCUUCGUAGUUUCGGAGGGCUCAUUUUGCUUAUUGGGGAAUCUAGUGAGAAUUUAACAUACAUUAAAGAGCUAGCCUCGUCGGACUAUAAACUAAAUAUUAUUGUUAAAAAUCUAUCGAAGUCAUUUGUUUUUCUGAUCAACCAGCUAUUGAAGGGCCUGCUCAGCUUCGAAUAUGUUUCGAGUAAUGAUUUUUCCCUGGUUGUGAAAGUGAAACCAGGUAUUAAGUUGAUGAAGUGGGAAAGCUAUCCUAUUUUUGUUGAUGACAUAUUAUCGGUUGAGCUUCCUUACGGUGGCCUUGAAUCGUAUUUCAAUCAGCCUCUUGAGCAACUUUUCUAUUUAUCGGAAGCAUUCAUUAGAGUUAUGAAGAAUUCGAAGUCUUUUAGUGACAAAUAUAUGAAGAUCAAGAACAUAUAUGGUAAAGGAAAUCACUCUGAUUUAUUUAUCAAAUUAAUCAACAAUGAAAAAAUUCCUGAGUUCUUAAAUAAAGAAUUGAACGACUUGGAAAAGCAGUUUUACCAAGAAGAGCUUAGAGGUAACACUGAUCUAGUUGUUUUGGAACGGAACCUCGACUUUAGUUCUGUAGCAUACAGUCAAUUGAGCUAUCAAGGACUAAUUGAUGACUUAUUUGAAACUACAUUUGAUAGCACUUUAAUAGGAGACAAGAAAUUAAACCUUGAUGAUGAUCUAUAUAAAGAUCUUAAAGAUCUAAAUUUUGCCUCGGUGGGACCAAAGCUUAACAAAGCAGCAAGGUUUAUCCAGAAUGAAUUUCGGCAAAAAGACAAGGUUAACGAUUUAGACGAGAUCAGAAAGCUUGUAAAUAAUCUUGGAAACUUAACAACUAAGCAGGACUUAAUAAAAAAGCACACCCUAAUUUCAGAAUCUAUAUUGAACUUUAUUAAAUUUUCAAAUGUUGAUGGCUCUGAAUCGUUGAAUAAGCAAUAUGAAUGUUUCUUGGAAUUUGAAAAUGAAAUAUUUGAAACUGAUAAUAGAAAACACUUGUCCACUUUGAAGUCGUUCUUCAAUGAAGGCUUCGAUGCAAAGAUUGUAGUAUCUGCCAUAGUUUUGAUCUCAAUAUUUGACAAUGGUAUCAAAGAAAGGGAUAUAGACUGGAUCACGAAUGAUGGACUAGAAAACUACGGCUUGAAGUUUGUUGCAAGUCUAGAGAAAUGCAUCAAACUCAACUUGAUAAGAGUUGUUGCUGAUGGAGACUUCUUGAGCAGUUUCACGGGCCUAGGCACCAAUGAAAUCAUAGAGUUGAAUGAAGAAGCAGAAAACUUAGGAAUAACGGGGGGACAAGACGCGUUGAAAAGUAACUAUACGCUUAUUGAUAAAUUUUGGAACCUCCACCCAACAGUCGAAGAUGACGGUGUCGCAGGCGAUUUGAUAGAUCAAUACCCAGCACCUUCGUUUACAUUGCCGUCUUCUUCGGUCCCCAUAUUGUGCCGUUUAGUGGAAUCUUUGUAUUUCAGAGACUUUUUGAAGUACAAGCCCGUGGUCAAUACCACCAGAAGACCAACAUGGGAGAAACUAGGCGUGGACCUGAUGUUUCGAGGAAAGUCCCUGGACAUCAAUGUGUGUGACCGUCUGAAGCAAGAACCCAACGGUGUCUCUCAUCAGCCACCUCAAUUCGUCUCCGAGGAAUUCAUUGUCAUAGUCAUCAUCGGAGGAAUCACUCGUAGUGAAAUAUCUUGCUUCAAGUAUCUACAACAACGACUCCAAAGAGCUGGUCAAAAUAAAAAGAUCAUAGUAUUAAGUUCUGGCAUCGUGAAUAACACCAAAAUGUAUAAUUUGUUAUAUACUUAA
Priceomyces carsonii is the source of this 2019-nucleotide messenger RNA. RefSeq names its product tethering complex ATP-binding subunit (gene VPS33). The transcript has a single exon. Gene Ontology annotation, cellular component: fungal-type vacuole; CORVET complex. Gene Ontology annotation, biological process: intracellular protein transport; vesicle-mediated transport. NCBI's taxonomy places the organism in Eukaryota, Fungi, Ascomycota, Pichiomycetes, Serinales, Debaryomycetaceae. The record is from RefSeq and is a predicted model, not a curated record. The coding region runs from base 1 to 2019 and encodes 672 amino acids.